CUUUACCAACCGCGCUGACUUGACAACCAAAACAAAAAAUAAAAUGACGGAACAUAAGUAGAGGUUAUUUUUAACCACCCGAAGUUGAAAAGUUAGUUUAUAAAUGAAAACAAAUGGCUUUGCCGCCAGAAAUCGUGGAAAAAAUUUUAAUCAACUGCGAUGGGAGGACUUUGCUGGCAGCGCGACGGGUGUGCAGGCAGUGGAGGACCCUGGUGGAGUAUCUCUCCAAAAAAACGGCGCUGUGGGAAUGGUGCUGCCUUGAAGAAAUUCCGAAAAAAGAGCUGACACAGUAUUUAAUCCACUACAAUAGGGAUGACCCCAGCAUAUGGUUUUUUAUUUAUAAGAACUGGAUGACUUGGCAGAAUAUAGCAGAGGUCGAGUUUGAAAUAGUCCUGAGUCCCGCUGAAAUCCCCAGGAUAACUUGUAUUGACGUUUUUGAGGAGUUCAUUGCUGUGGGGUCGGAGGACGGCAGGGUGCGGAUUUACGACGAGUACUGGAAACCUCUGAUAAUGACGCGCCACCAGGCCGAAAAAGUCGCAAAAGUGACGUUUUUUUACAGUGACUCGAUUUUGAAAAUUGUUACCGCGUACCCGAAAGCACUGAUCGUAGACGACUUGUACGGGGACGGCUACAACCAUUUAAUUAUAGAGGAUGUGAUGUCUCACAGAGUUGGCUCUCACAAUUGCAGCAUUUAUAAAGACUAUAUUUGCUACCAAAAACACGGCGGGCGGCUCACCGUCGAGAAACUAACCAACGCUAACAAUGACAGAUUGUUGGAGGAGACGUGGUUCGCACGGGUUUAUUCGCCCAAAAAUAUCACGUGCAUCAACAUGUGGAACGGCGUAUGUACAGUUCUAGUGAGUAAUGAGGUUAGAAAAGUCGAUUAUGAUUCCAAAAAUAUACUUCCGGCGUCUAUCUACACAGAGAAAUGUCUCCUCAAUUUUAGCAGCAUACCGAAUUCGGUAACGUCGCAGCAAAUCCCGCUUAUUUUACGGGAUGAUAUAAUAAUUGUGUUGUAUAAGUCUGAAAAUUCGGUAGAUAAGGAAUAUAUGGAGGUGAUUAUGUUGGAAGGAGGUGCCAAAUACUCGAAAAAAUUGUUUAACACGACUGAGGUUUUAGAUGGCACGAUUACGUGUAUUUGUUUGUAUGGAAAUACUCUGGUUCUGGGCGUGGAUAGGGGAAUAGUGUAUUUUUACCACGUGCCGUCGUGGAAGCACUUCACCAUCAAAGAAUAUGGUAAAAAAAUCAUCAUCGGGAAACACCCCAUUACAAACAUAGUAGUAAGAGAAACCAAACAACAACGCAAAUUCUAUAUAACUUCUAGUUUCAAUAUUCACGAAGUGAUUGGGUUUUGUUCCAGUUUCUAAACUAAGUUAACCUUUUCCGUACUGCCACUGGGUUUUUAAGUAACCAAUGUGAUGUAAAUUAUAUUUUUAUAUAUUUUCCUUCUAGUCAAUACCUGA
Messenger RNA from Zophobas morio, 1463 nucleotides. RefSeq lists its product as uncharacterized. Bases 114 to 1367 code for a protein of 417 amino acids. The transcript is spliced from 7 exons. Gene Ontology annotation, molecular function: protein binding. The record is from RefSeq and is a predicted model, not a curated record. NCBI's taxonomy places the organism in Eukaryota, Metazoa, Arthropoda, Insecta, Coleoptera, Tenebrionidae.